Molecule: messenger RNA, 822 nt
Organism: Alnus glutinosa
Lineage: Eukaryota; Viridiplantae; Streptophyta; Magnoliopsida; Fagales; Betulaceae
Exons: 1
Coding region: 1-822 (273 amino acids)
Molecular function (GO): RNA-DNA hybrid ribonuclease activity; nucleic acid binding
Source: RefSeq, a predicted model, not a curated record
AUGGCGUCGCCUAUGGAGUCUAAAUCUUCCCCGCUAUGUCCUUUAUUCUUGUGGAGAGCAUGUAAUGAUAUCCUUCCUACUAAAAAUAAUCUUUACAAGAGGAAAGUGGUUAUUGACCAAUUAUGCCCGAUAUGUAAUUCUGAGGUGGAAUCUGUCGGUCAUGCUUUAUGGCGUUGCGUCUCCGCCCAGGCGGUGUGGUGCUGCUGCGAGGGACCCAUCCAAAAGAGCUCUGUGGCGGCAGAGGAGUUCAUUGAUAUCUUUGAUGCUCUCUGCGACAGACUGGAGGACACGGAGCUUGAGGGGUUCGUCUCAAUCGCACACAAACUAUGGACCCGGCGUAAUAAGGUGGUCUUUGGGGGCACAGUAUUACCUCACACGGUCCUGAUUAAACAGGCCUUAGAGCUAGUGGAGGAUUUCCGGAAAACCCAUCUGGGAACUGCAGAGUUAGGGCAAGGGGAGCUGAUUUCUUAUGGUAGAUGGCACAGACCAGCGCUAAAUAGUAUUAAAAUCAACUGGGACGCAGCUUUGGAUGGCCGGAAAAAACUCAUGGGUGUGGGGAUCAUUGCUAGGGAUUGUCAAGGGGAAGUGAAGGCAGCCAUGUGCGACGUCAUCCCUUACAUAAGGGACCCAAUCAUAGCUGAAGCCAUCGCAGCACGGUUUGCGGUGCUGUUUGGCCGUAAUUUGGGGUUUGAGUCGAUUGAUCUGGAGGGUGAUGCCCGUGAGAUUAUCUUGGCCCUAGAGAACACGGAGGAUGCCGACUCCAUCCAUGGGUUUCAAGGUAGAUGUUGGAAUCUUUGCCUUCUUGGAGAGUCUCCCACGUGA